ACCUCAACAAGCAAACGGGCUCACGACCAUGCGGCUAGUGGGACGCCUCUCGCGCAGGCUUUAAUACGCAUGUACGAGUCGAAUCGUUCUCAGAGACCUCCCACUAGGAUGAAUAUCUUCUUUUUUCUUUUUGUCCUUGAUUUUUUUUCAAGUUUCACUUCGACCUCUCGUGAUCUUGCUGGUCCUUAUCCCCCAGAAGCUGUCUUGGUCGAUUCUGGAAACCAAGGCACGCUUCCAAGCAUAUUCGGAGAUCCAUGGGCUCUAGCUUCGCUUUAAUCAUCAUUGUCCUGGAAAUAUAUUCGUGACUGUGUUGCCCGUGCUUCAGCCGCGCUAGAAACUACACAGAUCUACGGAGGCUCAGAUUUUGGCUUAGUAGACGAUUGUACUUGUUUAUGGGUCAUUAUCCUGACAAAGGCUAUCAAUGGGCUCUUUGUAUUGUGAUUGCAACGCAUAUGAUGCACUAAGUUUUUAAGAGAGGCGAACUUUGAGUUAAAGGCUGGGUCGACUGUGUGCGUUACUACACGAUCCAGAGUUGAUGAAAGCGCUGCACCAGUUAUGGGCGUCACCAAAUCUCCAUCUAUCUGGAUCAUGCGGAUGAUUGGAACCGGUGCACCAAAUGAAGGAUGUCAGACAUCGCUGUUUUAUUCUGUUCCUUGACUGCAGACACAACCGACUGACCGAGGCUGUGCCCAGAAUUCAACGCAGUCGUCGACCAGCUUGAUGAUUCAGUCGUGUUGACAUCUCACGCACUGGCUUACUUCUGUGAGAUCCUUUGUUUGCAGCUUUGGGUUGACCGAUGAUGUCUCUUUCAUCGAACAAUCACGCACAACGAAACUCCAGCAAUCAAAACAAAGACAAUAUAGGGGACGGUGAAAUGGUCAAACUCUGUGCGUUUUGGGUCACGCUUCGUUGUCACUGGCAGCGUCUAGAGGAAAGAGCUACCGUUUAAAAGGAUGAUGAGUCGGAACAGGUCCUUCCCUUUUUGUGUCGCUGCCGGUCCACUGCUCCACCGCUCCACGUGUUGCUUCACUGCGAUCACGAAGCUCUGGUCCACUCAAAUACCUCAUACUGCGACUCUUGGAGCUGCAACGACAUAGAAAGACGCCCGAAGACAUGUGUUACGAGGAGCACAAGACCUAUGCAGGAUGCCAUUGCGAGUACAAAGCGUGGAGCAAGUGUGGCAUCGCAGCGGCUCACAGCAUCGCCGAGCAGCACAGGAACAGCCGUGCGGUAGAAGAAGGCAGAUCCUUCGACGUCAGGCACACACCCUCACCGUGUGUCAAGCGUGUCGAUUACAACUCGCAGAACUAUACCUGGGCGUGUCCAAAUUGCCGGAAGGGCAAGGAUCCUCUGGAGCCGGGCGGUGUUGGGGAAGGAAAGGUUAUGCCCGGGAAAGUCGGGCGAAGGAUCAUAAGGGAGUGGGAUGGCACGUAUGGGACGCCAGAGAACCAUGCAUGAGUCAAAGACAUACAGUGAAGCCCUUGGGAUCAUUUCCCCUUGUAAAGCAGCCUGGCGACAGCGCAAAUUUAAAAGAGAGGACUGACUCCUGCGCGAUCUACACCCCAGUGACCAACGCAUCCUGCUUCACGGCAGUUCUGUCUACGCAGUCAGCUUGGUUUGGACGGGCGCAGACAAGAUUAGUCAGUGGACAAGAAGGAACAACGCUUGACAUAAAAAGCUGCGCCAAAUCACGUUUCUACUUCCAAGAGUUUUUCCACGCCAAAAACCCGCGAUACAGUUUGAUUCCUUGGAAGCACAACUGAUGUUUGGAUUUGAUAUGUUUUAGGACCGGUCGGCAACUUUGGCUCAAUAUGAACGCGACCCAUGGUGAGAACCUGUUGCGAAUUUGCUUGCUUGGACUCUUUUUUUCUACGGGAAGAGGAUCCUUUGCAGGGCAGAGCGCUCGAUACGACGUGAUUCAGCCAGGCGAAUAUUUUUGAAACUGCAAUGGAAGGUCAAAGUCAAAGAUGGCGGUAUGAGUGAGCUGAUGUUCCCCCACGGCGCGCUGGAUAUCCAUGUGCACCCCGAGCACAAUGAAGAUGCAUCGUCAUAAGGCUUCUUGUACGUUUAUUAAUUGGGAAAGAAAAAAAGACGUGUUAUGUAGAUUCAGGAUCCUUUGAUCCAAUGUGCUAAAUCUGUCUUAAAAAAUGAAGUUAUU
Molecule: messenger RNA, 2158 nt
Organism: Verruconis gallopava
Lineage: Eukaryota; Fungi; Ascomycota; Dothideomycetes; Venturiales; Sympoventuriaceae
Exons: 2
Coding region: 1146-1763 (205 amino acids)
Source: RefSeq, a predicted model, not a curated record